AUGACAUCACCCCAAGGAUCGCUGCAGAACUGCAGGCCAGACGAACCUGGGAACUUCAUCGUCCGUCAGCAGAACCCGACGGGAUGCUGUUUCACUGUGCCUCCACUUAAAUGUAAAUUAAAGGCCAGAUACAAGCAGAGCCUGGACCCCACGGUGGACGAGGUGAAGAAACUGUGCACCUCACUGCGCCGCAACGCCAAGGAAGAGAGGGUGCUGUUCCACUACAACGGGCACGGCGUGCCCCGGCCCACCGUCAACGGGGAGAUCUGGGUCUUCAACAAGAACUACACUCAGUACAUCCCCCUCUCUGUCUACGACCUGCAGACCUGGAUGGGGACCCCCUCCAUCUUUGUGUACGACUGCUCCAACGCCGGCAUCAUCGUCAAGUCUUUCAAGCAGUUUGCCCUGCAGCGGGAGCAGGAGCUGGAGGUAGCUGCCAUCAACCCAAACCACCCCCUUGCUCAGGUGCCACUGCCACCCUCCAUGAAGAACUGCAUCCAGCUGGCAGCGUGUGACGCCAGCGAGCUCCUCCCCAUGAACUCCGACCUGCCGGCCGACCUCUUCACAUCCUGCCUGACCACGCCCAUCAAGAUCGCACUGCGCUGGUUCUGUAUGCAGAAGAGUGCCAAGCUGGUUCCCGGAGUGACGCUGGAUGUAAUUGAGAAGAUCCCUGGCCGGCUCAAUGACCGUCGCACUCCGCUAGGGGAGCUGAACUGGAUCUUCACGGCCAUCACCGACACCAUCGCCUGGAACGUGCUGCCCAGAGACCUGUUCCAGAAGCUGUUCCGCCAGGACCUGCUGGUUGCCAGUUUAUUCCGCAACUUCCUAUUGGCAGAGAGGAUAAUGAGGUCAUACAACUGCACGCCUGUGAGCAGCCCCCGCCUGCCCCCCACGUACAUGCACGCCAUGUGGCAGGCCUGGGAUCUGGCGGUGGACAUCUGCUUAUCUCAGCUUCCCACGAUAAUCGAGGAGGGAACGGCAUUCAGGCACAGCCCCUUCUUCGCGGAGCAGCUGACUGCCUUCCAGGUCUGGCUGACAAUGGGAGUGGAGAACCGCAACCCCCCGGAGCAGCUUCCCAUCGUGCUGCAGGUCCUCCUGAGUCAGGUGCACCGGCUCCGAGCGCUGGACCUGCUGGGUCGCUUCUUGGACCUGGGCCCGUGGGCCGUCAGUCUGGCUCUGUCUGUCGGGAUCUUCCCCUACGUCCUCAAACUCCUGCAGAGUUCAGCUCGGGAGCUGCGGCCACUGCUAGUGUUCAUCUGGGCCAAAAUCCUGGCCGUGGACAGCUCGUGCCAAGCUGAUCUUGUGAAGGACAACGGCCACAAGUACUUCCUGUCUGUCUUAGCGGACCCCUACAUGCCGGCAGAGCACAGGACCAUGGCAGCUUUCAUCUUGGCAGUGAUCGUGAACAGCUACAACACAGGGCAGGAGGCCUGUCUGCAGGGGAACCUCAUUGCAAUCUGCUUGGAGCAGCUCAAUGACCCUCAUCCUCUCCUGCGCCAGUGGAUAGCCAUCUGUCUGGGACGCAUCUGGCAGAACUUCGACUCUGCGCGCUGGUGCGGCGUGCGGGACAGCGCCCACGAGAAGCUCUACAGCCUGCUAUCAGACCCCAUUCCAGAGGUCCGCUGUGCCGCGGUCUUUGCCUUGGGCUCUUUCAUGGGGAACUCGGCUGAGCGGACAGACCACUCGACCACGAUCGACCACAAUGUGGCCAUGAUGCUGGCGCAGCUCCUCAACGACGGCAGCCCUGUAGUGCGCAAGGAGCUGGUGGUGGCGCUCAGUCACCUUGUGGUUCAGUACGAGAGCAACUUCUGCACCGUGGCUCUGCAGUUCAUGGAGGAGGAGAGGAACUAUGCUGUUCCCUCUCUUGCCAGCACAACAGAGGCUGGAAACCUGAACCCACUGAGGGACAGUCCUGCCAUCCCACGCCUUCGCUCUGUCAGCUCGUACGGGAACAUCCGGGCCGCCACGACGGUGCGCAACCUCAACAAGAGCCUGCAGAACCUGAACCUCAGCGAGGAGGGGGGCCCCAUCACUUUCUCUCCUGGGAACCUCAGCACCAGCAGCAGUGCGAGCAGCACACUGGGCAGCCCCGACAACGAUGAGUACAUCCUGUCCUUCGAGACCAUCGACAAGAUGAGGAGGGUCAGCUCCUACUCCUCGCUCAACUCGCUCAUCGGGGUGUCCUUUAACAGUGUUUACACUCAGAUCUGGAGGGUGCUGCUCCACCUGGCUGCUGACCCGUACCCCGAAGUGUAUGACCUGGCCAUGAAGGUGCUCAACAGCAUCGCGUACAAGGCCACCAUGAACGCUCGGCCCCAGAGGAUACUGGACUCCGGCUCCCUCACCCAGUCUGCCCCAGCCAGCCCCACCAGUAAGGGCAUCCACAUCCACCAGGUCGGAGGCUCGCCCCCGAUGCCAAGCACCAGCAGCUCCAGCCUGACCAACGAGGUCCCAAAGCCAGCAGGGAGAGAGCUUCCCUCGGCCCGGCCCCCCUACACUCCCACCCUGGGCGGUCAGGCGCCACACUCGCACCAGUUCACCAGGACGCGCAAAAUGUUCGACAAAGGUCCAGACCAGGGUGCCGAUGAUGGGGACGAGGGGGUGGGGCACCGGAACUUCAUCACCGCGGCGAUGCAGACCGGCCUCUGUGAUUGGAGCGCCAAGUACUUCGCACAGCCAGUCAUGAAGAUCCCGGAGGAGCACGAUGUGGAGAGCCACGUGAGAAAGGAGCGCGAGUGGAGAUUCCUGAGGAACGCCCUGGUGAGGCGGCAGAGCCAGUGCAUCACGCAGAGAGGUAUAACCCGUCUGGAUGACCAGAUCUUCAUCAACAGGAACCCCGGGGUCCCCUCAGUGGUCAAGUUCCACCCCUUCAACCCGUGCAUCGCUGUGGCAGACAAGGACAGCAUCUGUUUCUGGGACUGGGAGAAGGGAGAGAAGCUGGAUUAUUUCUACAAUGGGAACCCUCGCUACACCCGGAUCACUGCCAUGGAGUAUCUCAAUGGGCAUGACUGCUCUCUGCUGCUCACAGCUACAGAUGACGGGGCUCUCCGUGUCUGGAAAAACUUUGCAGAUCUGGAGAGGAACCCCGAGAUGGUCACGGCCUGGCAGGGUCUGUCCGACAUGCUGCCCACCACCAGAGGUCUGCCCCGAAGAGUUUCAAUCCAUCUUGACAGGAGUAAGCAGGGAGGCUCUGGCAUGGUGGUGGACUGGGAGCAGGAGGCGGGGCUGCUCAUAACGUCCGGAGAUGUCCGGGUCAUUCGAAUCUGGGACACAGACCGGGAGAUGAAGAUACAGGACAUCCCGACUGGUGCAGACAGCUGUGUGACCAGCCUGUCCUGCGACUCUCGGCGCUCCCUGAUCGCCGCGGGCCUGGGGGAUGGAUCUGUGCGCGUCUACGACAGGAGGAUGGGCCCCAACGAAUGCCGCGUGGUGACGUACCGCGAACACAGCGCCUGGGUGGUGAAGGUACACCUGCAGAAGCAGACUGAAGGGAACAUCGUCAGUGUCAGUGUGAAUGGAGACGUGCGCUUCUUCGAGCUUCGAAUGCCCGACUCUGUGAAUGUGCUGCAGACAGUGAAGGGGCUGACAGCACUGGACAUCCACCCACAAGCUAACCUGUUUGCCUGCGGCUCUAUGAACCAGUUCAUCGCUGUGUACAACUCCAGCGGAGAUGUCAUCAGCAACAUCAAAUACUACGACGGGUUCAUGGGACAGCGAAUCGGUGCCAUCAGCUGCCUGGCCUUCCAUCCGUACUGGCCCCACUUGGCAGUUGGCAGCAAUGACUACUACAUGUCCAUCUACUCUGCGGAGAAGAGGAUGAGAUAACGGCAGAAAGGACUCACCUCGGA
Messenger RNA from Polyodon spathula (Mississippi paddlefish), 3848 nucleotides. RefSeq names its product regulatory-associated protein of mTOR-like. Lineage: Eukaryota; Metazoa; Chordata; Actinopteri; Acipenseriformes; Polyodontidae. Gene Ontology annotation, molecular function: protein-macromolecule adaptor activity; protein binding. Bases 1 to 3825 code for a protein of 1274 amino acids. Gene Ontology annotation, cellular component: cytoplasm; TORC1 complex. Gene Ontology annotation, biological process: cellular response to amino acid stimulus; cellular response to starvation; regulation of autophagy. The record is from RefSeq and is a predicted model, not a curated record. The transcript has 34 exons.